AUGGGCCCUGUGCGACUCACAGAGAUGUUGGGAACUCAUCCCAACUUAGCACACAAGGUGAAGGGCUGGGUGAAGGACAACCACAACAAAACAUAUUCUAUUAUGGAGGUUCUGUGGAAGAGCCGUGGGCUUUUCUGUUGUGGAACAGUUUGUUAUCGUAUCAUUGAUGAGGCAGGGAACCAGUAUGCUUUAAAAGAUUGUUGGGUGACAGAGGAGAAGGGAAUGCACAAAACGACCAUCCUGGAGAUGGUCAAGGGUAUCCCUAAUGUUGUCAAACUCAUAGACCAUUGGGAUGUGUAUUACGAAGGGGAGCCUGACUGUACAGCGUGCAUUUGCAGCCAAUAUGACAUGGACCAUCAGGAUGACUUGAUGUUCCGCGACAGAUUCCACUGCUGCAUUCUCUUGUCCCCCUGUGGGGAGCCAUUAUCUAAAUUCAGCUCUAGACGAGAACUGCUCACUGCCUUUCAUGCCUUUGUAGUUGCUCAUCACAUGAUGAUUGAGAAGCAAGUCUUGCAUGGGGACCUCAGUCCCAAUAAUUUUGUUGUUCAUGAUGGUAUUGGUUACUUCAUUGAUUUCGAUCACGCCUUGAUUCUAGCGGAAGGCAUGACUAGCACCUAUUUGCAUGGUACAGGGACCAUGCCCUACAUUUCUAUCCGUAUUCUUCAGGCUAUGCUGGAUCUAGCCCCACUUGAGGUUGGCGCCAGCAUCUCAGACCAGGAUGCUGAUCCGAACAAUGUGGACAAUCUCAAUGUGGACAACAUCAUCGACCAGGCUGCCAAUGCUCUGCAGGAUGUCGAAUUUGAUACAAAUCUAAUCGAACACUGGCCCAGCGAUGACCUAGAGUCCUUAUUUUACAUUUUCUUCGAAUUUAUUGCUAAGUAUGGGGGGCCACAUGGCCAAUUGGCACCCACCUUGUCCCGGCAAAGUUUGCUGUGGGCAAGCACUUAUGAGGCUUUGGGCAAUGCGGACACCCAUUUGGCUCUGAGUAUGAUCUGUUUUGUGAAGAUGGGGGUUUUAAUGCAAGGCAUAUUCUUGGUCACUAAGACAUCCGAAUACUUUGCGGAAUUCCGACCUCUCAUGCAGAAAUGGGGCACCAUGGUUUACAAUGCGAACAUGCCCCAAAAUCAGGUAGAGAUGACCCAUGCUGGAGUCCUCAACCUACUCAAUGUAUUCAUGAGAUCUAUUGGUGAAGAACCACCUCCUUCAGGACAAUCCCAGAGUCUUCAUCCCUGCACAGCAGCAUCCCAGAGUCUUCAUUCCUGCACACCAGCAUCACAUGCUCUUCACACACACCCAGCAGGGCCAUCCAAGCAUUUACCACGUUGUUCCACUCAUCUUAGCAGAUCAUCAGCAAAUCCUCUGAUAUCCUCUACAGCACUUUCUGAGCCUUCAUCAUCUCAUUCCCCACAACAACAAAAGAACAAACGGACAACUCAGAGGAUGCAAUGA
Messenger RNA from Suillus fuscotomentosus, 1449 nucleotides. RefSeq lists its product as uncharacterized. The record is from RefSeq and is a predicted model, not a curated record. NCBI's taxonomy places the organism in Eukaryota, Fungi, Basidiomycota, Agaricomycetes, Boletales, Suillaceae. Bases 1 to 1449 code for a protein of 482 amino acids. The transcript has 4 exons.